This is a messenger RNA of Papaver somniferum (opium poppy), 597 nucleotides long. RefSeq names its product protease Do-like 8, chloroplastic. Lineage: Eukaryota; Viridiplantae; Streptophyta; Magnoliopsida; Ranunculales; Papaveraceae. The record is from RefSeq and is a predicted model, not a curated record. The transcript is spliced from 8 exons. Gene Ontology annotation, molecular function: serine-type endopeptidase activity. Bases 1 to 597 code for a protein of 198 amino acids. Gene Ontology annotation, biological process: proteolysis.
AUGGGUUUAUCUCCAAUUCGAUUGCAGCCAUGUGUUGUCGAGGUUCCUGAAGGAAAUGGUUCAGGAGUAAUUUGGGAUGAACAAGGACAUAUAGUUACAAACUAUCAUGUUGUUGGCAACGCUCUUUCAAGAAAUCCUUCCCCUGGUCAAGUUGUUGCCCGAGUCAAUAUUCUUGCGUCUGAUGGGGUGAAAAAGAACUUUGAGGGAAAGCUAAUUGGUGCAGACCGUGAGAAAGAUCUCGCCGUUUUACAGGUUGAAGCCGCUAAAGAUCUUAUGAGGCCAAUUAAGGUGGGACAGUCUUCUGAUCUAAAAGUUGGCCAGCAGUGUUUAGCGAUCGGAAACCCAUUUGGAUUUGAUCACACUCUGACAGUUGUAGUUAUUAGUGGACUAAAUAGAGAAAUUAACAGCCAAGCUGGAGUUACAAUCAGUGGCGGAAUUCAGACAGAUGCAGCCAUCAAUCCUGGUAACAGCGGAGGCCCCCUACUCGACUCUAAAGGAAAUUUAAUUGGGAUUAACACUACAAUAUAUACUCAAACAAGUGGAAAAGUUCAAGUAGCAGUAGUAAACCCUGAAAGUAAUGCCGAUCGAAUGACCUGA